GGUUUUUCUGGAUGCAGGAGGCUUAGUGCAGACAGGAAUGACAUUUUACUGCGUAAAUAAACAUUCAGAGACACAUUUGCCUCUAAGCAGCCCAGGGGAUUUUUAGAAAUCACCGUUUUUUUUGUACAUUUCUUUCGCUGGAGUCCAGUUUGUGAGGAUUUAUCAGCUCCAAACGGCGGUCGCGGUGGAUUUUUCCUCUAUUUGGGAAUUUAUUUAUUUGUCAACAUUAUUUAUUGUUUGUUUGUAAGAUUUCAGUGUGAAACAUGAUGAUUUGACAUUCCCCGCGUUUGGAUGACACACGGACCGCUCCGGGAUGGAUAACGCUCAUACUAAAACUGUGGAGGAGGUCUUGGGCUUCUUCGGUGUGAACGAGUCUACGGGCCUGAGCUGUGAGCAGGUGAAGAGGAGCAGGGAGCGAUGGGGACCCAACGAGUUACCAGCAGAGGAAGGGAAGUCCCUCUGGGAGCUGGUCCUGGAACAGUUUGAAGAUCUGCUGGUCCGGAUUUUGCUGCUGGCUGCAUGUAUCUCCUUUACCCUGGCUUGGUUUGAAGAAGGCGAGGGGACCAUCACGGCUUUUGUGGAACCCUUCGUCAUCCUCCUCAUCCUGAUAGCCAACGCUAUCGUGGGAGUUUGGCAGGAACGAAAUGCAGAGAACGCAAUCGAAGCUUUAAAGGAAUACGAGCCUGAAAUGGGGAAAGUGUACCGACAGGACAAGAAAAGUGUCCAGCGCAUCCGAGCCAGAGACAUUGUCCCUGGGGACAUAGUUGAAGUGGCUGGGAUGGAUAACGCUCAUACUAAAACUGUGGAGGAGGUCUUGGGCUUCUUCGGUGUGAACGAGUCUACGGGCCUGAGCUGUGAGCAGGUGAAGAGGAGCAGGGAGCGAUGGGGACCCAACGAGUUACCAGCAGAGGAAGGGAAGUCCCUCUGGGAGCUGGUCCUGGAACAGUUUGAAGAUCUGCUGGUCCGGAUUUUGCUGCUGGCUGCAUGUAUCUCCUUUACCCUGGCUUGGUUUGAAGAAGGCGAGGGGACCAUCACGGCUUUUGUGGAACCCUUCGUCAUCCUCCUCAUCCUGAUAGCCAACGCUAUCGUGGGAGUUUGGCAGGAACGAAAUGCAGAGAACGCAAUCGAAGCUUUAAAGGAAUACGAGCCUGAAAUGGGGAAAGUGUACCGACAGGACAAGAAAAGUGUCCAGCGCAUCCGAGCCAGAGACAUUGUCCCUGGGGACAUAGUUGAAGUGGCUGGGAUGGAUAACGCUCAUACUAAAACUGUGGAGGAGGUCUUGGGCUUCUUCGGUGUGAACGAGUCUACGGGCCUGAGCUGUGAGCAGGUGAAGAGGAGCAGGGAGCGAUGGGGACCCAACGAGUUACCAGCAGAGGAAGGGAAGUCCCUCUGGGAGCUGGUCCUGGAACAGUUUGAAGAUCUGCUGGUCCGGAUUUUGCUGCUGGCUGCAUGUAUCUCCUUUACCCUGGCUUGGUUUGAAGAAGGCGAGGGGACCAUCACGGCUUUUGUGGAACCCUUCGUCAUCCUCCUCAUCCUGAUAGCCAACGCUAUCGUGGGAGUUUGGCAGGAACGAAAUGCAGAGAACGCAAUCGAAGCUUUAAAGGAAUACGAGCCUGAAAUGGGGAAAGUGUACCGACAGGACAAGAAAAGUGUCCAGCGCAUCCGAGCCAGAGACAUUGUCCCUGGGGACAUAGUUGAAGUGGCUGGGAUGGAUAACGCUCAUACUAAAACUGUGGAGGAGGUCUUGGGCUUCUUCGGUGUGAACGAGUCUACGGGCCUGAGCUGUGAGCAGGUGAAGAGGAGCAGGGAGCGAUGGGGACCCAACGAGUUACCAGCAGAGGAAGGGAAGUCCCUCUGGGAGCUGGUCCUGGAACAGUUUGAAGAUCUGCUGGUCCGGAUUUUGCUGCUGGCUGCAUGUAUCUCCUUUACCCUGGCUUGGUUUGAAGAAGGCGAGGGGACCAUCACGGCUUUUGUGGAACCCUUCGUCAUCCUCCUCAUCCUGAUAGCCAACGCUAUCGUGGGAGUUUGGCAGGAACGAAAUGCAGAGAACGCAAUCGAAGCUUUAAAGGAAUACGAGCCUGAAAUGGGGAAAGUGUACCGACAGGACAAGAAAAGUGUCCAGCGCAUCCGAGCCAGAGACAUUGUCCCUGGGGACAUAGUUGAAGUGGCUGUUGGGGACAAGGUUCCAGCUGACAUCAGGUUAACGUCCAUCCGUUCUACCACGCUCCGAGUGGAUCAGUCCAUUCUGACAGGGGAGUCCGUAUCAGUCCUCAAACACACAGAUCCUGUACCAGAUCCCAGAGCUGUCAACCAGGACAAGAAGAACAUGCUGUUUUCUGGCACCAACAUCGCUGCAGGCCGAGCCAUUGGGGUCGUCGUAGCAACAGGGGUGCAGACUGAAAUUGGGAAAAUUCGAGAUGAGAUGGCCUCCACCGACCCUGAAAGGACCCCGCUCCAACAGAAACUGGACCAGUUUGGAGAACAGCUGUCUAAGGUCAUCAGUGUGAUUUGUGUGGCUGUGUGGGCCAUCAACGUUGGACAUUUUAACGACCCGGUGCACGGAGGCAGCUGGCUGAGAGGAGCCGUUUACUAUUUUAAGAUUGCUGUAGCGUUGGCUGUAGCUGCUAUACCAGAGGGCCUUCCUGCUGUGAUCACCACAUGUUUGGCCUUGGGCACUAGGAGGAUGGCCAGGAAGAACGCUAUUGUCCGCAGUCUGCCGUCGGUGGAGACGCUGGGUUGCACCUCUGUGAUCUGUUCAGACAAGACGGGCACGCUAACCACAAACCAGAUGUCUGUCUGCAGGAUGUUUAUAGUAGACAGGGUCGCAGGAGAGCACUGCCACCUGAGUGAGUUCACAGUGACAGGAUCUACUUACGCCCCUGAAGGGGACGUUUAUAAGGAUGGCUCCGUGGUGAAGUGCAGUCAGCACGAAGGCCUGGUGGAGAUGGCCUCCAUCUGUGCGCUGUGCAACGACUCGUCGCUGGACUACAACGAGACAAAAGGCGUGUUUGAGAAGGUGGGGGAGGCGACCGAGACCGCCCUCUGCUGUCUGGUGGAGAAGAUGAACGUGUUUGAUACCGACCUGAGAGGUCUGAGGCCUGCUGAGAGAGCCACUGCCUGCUGUUCUGUCAUAAAGCAGCUGAUGAGGAAGGAGCUGACUCUGGAGUUCUCCAGAGACAGAAAGUCCAUGUCCGUCUUCUGUUCAUCCAACAAGCUCACCCGAUCCUCUUCUGGAGCCAGAAUGUUUGUUAAGGGAGCUCCAGAGAGCGUGUUGGAGCGCUGCAGCUUCGUCCGUGUAAGUGGCUCCGGUCGCGUGCCGUUGAGCUCGGCCAUUAGAGAGCAGAUCCUGUCCACCGUGCGAGAGUGGGGCUCAGGCCGCGACAUGCUGCGCUGCCUCGCCAUGGCAACCAGAGACACACCCCCUGACGUCCACGCGCUCAACGUGGAAAACUCGGCAGCCUUUGCUGGCUAUGAGUCGGACCUGACGUUUGUAGGCUGUGUGGGGAUGCUGGACCCCCCAAGGAAGGAGGUGCUCAGUGCAGUCCGAAUGUGCCGGCAGGCUGGCAUCCGCGUCAUCAUGAUCACAGGGGACAAUAAAGGGACAGCGCUGUCCAUCUGCAGGAGGGUGGGCAUCAUCACAGAGCAGGAGGAGGAGCAGGAGGGCGCCGGCGCGAUCGGGGGACUGACAGGCAGGGAGUUUGAUGAGCUGCCGCCUCACCUGCAGCGUCAGGCCUGCCAGACGGCGCGGUGCUUUGCCCGGGUGGAGCCGGCCCAUAAGAGCCGCAUCGUGGAGUAUCUUCAGAGUCUCAGUGACAUCACAGCCAUGACCGGCGACGGGGUGAACGACGCUCCAGCGCUGAAGAAGGCAGAGAUCGGCAUCGCCAUGGGCAGCGGCACAGCGGUGGCCAAGUCGGCUUCUGAGAUGAUCCUGGCUGACGAUAACUUCUCCACCAUCGUGGCGGCUGUGGAGGAGGGCCGAGCCAUUUACAACAACAUGAAGCAGUUCAUUAGAUACCUCAUCUCCUCCAACAUCGGGGAGGUGGUCUGUAUUUUCCUCACGGCAGCACUGGGCAUGCCUGAAGCGCUCAUCCCCGUCCAGCUGCUGUGGGUCAACCUGGUCACCGACGGCUUUCCAGCCACCGCGCUGGGCUUCAACCCUCCGGACCUGGACAUCAUGUCUCGUCCACCCCGCUCGCCCAAAGAGCCGCUGAUCUCCAGCUGGUUGUUCUGCCGCUACCUGAUCAUCGGAUGCUAUGUGGGCGCCGCCACCGUGGGAGCUGCUGCCUGGUGGUUUAUGGCAGCCCACGAUGGACCCAAGCUCUCCUUCUACCAGCUGUCCCAUUACCUCCAGUGCCGUGAAGGCCAUGAGGAGUUUUCUGGAGUUCAGUGUUUGGUCUUCGAGUCGCCGUAUCCCAUGACGAUGGCUCUGUCUGUGCUGGUCACCAUAGAGAUGUGCAACGCCCUAAACAGUCUCUCGGAGAACCAGUCCCUGUUAAAGAUGCCUCCAUGGUCCAACCCCUGGCUGGUGGGGGCCAUCUGCCUCUCCAUGGCGCUGCACUUCCUGAUCCUUUAUGUUGACCCGCUGCCCGUAAUUUUCCAAAUCCGUCCUCUGUCCUGGACCCAGUGGGUGGUGGUCUUAAAAAUGUCUCUUCCUGUCAUCUUGAUGGACGAAACCCUCAAGUUCCUGGCUCGCAACUACAUAGAACCAGGAAGCCAGAUCCAGACAUUACAGGAGGAGGAACUGCAGAGGUCAAGGGUCAACACAGGGUUCAUUGGUGCAGUGAUGUGGAGGCUCCAUGAGUCCGUGAGGGGCGUGUCCUGGUCCUUUGUCCUGGUGUCUGCACCGCUGGUGAUCUGGAUCUUCAGCCUGGACUCGGACAUCACCAACAUCUUCUGGGAGUGAUGGGGACCAUGGGGGGGGGGGGGGCUGCAUGAUGCCAACAGCUGGGUUCUGAUGUUCUACAAUGUUUGAUUAUACAGAAGAAAGUUACAGGAAGUUUCAGCAAUGAGGACUAAACCUUUAGUUCCGCUGCAGGAGAGAUGAACAGCAGCAGGUUCUGUCUAGGUUUUGUUUCUGUUUGGGUCAAAGGUUCUGACGGGUUCUAAUGAGGAGGCAGACUGGUUCUCCAGGAUCUACAGAGGUCUGGUUCAGUCAGAACUCUACUGAGUUGUCACACCAGAACUAACAGGUUUGGGUUUCAGUUCAGACUGGGUUAGAUCUGGUUAAAACCAGUACUCACAUGGUUCUGUUACAACUGAGACAGCUCAGUGGACCUUACAGAACGUGGUCUCAGAUUCCAGCUGAUCUCGGUUCUUUAGCGUUUGUAGGUUCUGAGAAGGGUUGGCUGGCUUGGAACCGGGUCAGGGUCUGGAGCUACAGUCUGUGGAGGAACUAAAGAGUGGUGUGCGGGUUCUCGAUGGUUCUGGUGCUCUGAACAUCAGAACUUUUUCUCUUGCCAGAAACUGACUAAGUAUGUUGUUGCAAUAAAUGUUUGAAUCCCAGAAGGCAGAAGAAACAAACACCUCCUCAGCAGAAAUCUCUUAUUUUGGUUUUAUUUGUAAUAUUUAUGAAUGUUGCUUCAUUAUAGUUCAGAACCUGUUGUUGACCCAGUUUGUUGUUGGAGGACGGCUGGUUUCUCUGUUUUAAAUAAACACUAAACUGAAGAUUCUGUCUCCCCUGGGUCAUCAGUGACAUCAUGGCGGGUCACAGUAGCCUAGAAAUCUAGACCGACCCAGUGGCGGCUGGCCAGUAGAGGGCGAUAGGGCGCCGCCCUCCCAGUUUUCCCCAGUGUUUUUAAUUUUUAUUUAAAAAAAUAAAAUUAACAAUAAUCACA
Molecule: messenger RNA, 5834 nt
Organism: Nothobranchius furzeri (turquoise killifish)
Lineage: Eukaryota; Metazoa; Chordata; Actinopteri; Cyprinodontiformes; Nothobranchiidae
Source: RefSeq, a predicted model, not a curated record